CUUUAUUUUGUUUUAGUUACUGGUAGGUAGUUUUAAAUAAAAACUGUUAGUCUCCUUGUUAGCAAGCUCAUUCAUGUUAUAUCAUCGAAUGGUUUAACUUGUCUUUAAUAAAACCAACCACAAUAGAACUUUCAUUUAUAAACAAAAUGAGUAUAAUACCAAGAAUCAGUUACGAGGAAGAAUUACGAAAAAAUCCUGAAUUAAAAGAGUCGGAUAUAGAAAUAUUGAAAGAAUGGUGCAAGAAGCAACCUCAUUUACCAAAAAUCACCGAUAGUGAAUUGGCAUUAUUUUUACAUAGCAAUUAUUAUCGAUUGGAGCCGACUAAAACUACGAUAGAUACCUUCUAUACCGUACGAACUCACGUCCCUGAAUUCUUUUCUAAUAGAGAUCCGCUUGGAUCAAAAUCACUUCGACAAAUAAUGAAAGUUGUUGCAGAUAUGCCAUUGGAGAUGACAACGAAAGAGGGUCAUAAAAUAGUUUUCGCUAAACUACUCGAUACCGAUCCUUCACAUUAUGUUUAUAAUGACGGUAUGAAAUAUUUCAGCAUGGUUAUAGAUUAUUGGCUCUAUAGUGAAGGUACAGGAAUAGGUCAUGUAAUUCUUAUCGAUAUGGAAAGUGUAAGUUUUGGUCAUGCAGGAAGAUUGAGUCCUAUGGGAUUAAAAAAGUUCCUUUACUAUUUACAAGAAGCUUUACCUGUUCGUCUGAAAGGUUUACAUUUUAUGAACACGACAGCAGUGAUGGAUAUCAUUCUAAAUAUGAUGAAGCCUUUCAUGAAAAAAGAAUUGAUGGAUGUGUUGCAUGUGCACACCACAUUGGAAAGUGUCGCUAAGUUCAUCCCAUUAGAAGCAUUACCGACUGAUGUAGGUGGCAAAGCAGGUUUUACUAAGGAUUUACACGAAAAAUAUAUAAAAAAAAUCGAAAAUCAUCGAUCUUGGUUUCUGGAAGAUGAAAUGAGUGGUCGAGUAAAUGAAGCCUUGCGACCUGGUAAAAGUAAAAAUGUCACGGAUCUCUUUGGAGUUGAAGGUAGCUUCAAGAAACUUGAAAAAGCAUUUAAUAAAAAUCCUAAUCUCAAAGAAUCAGACUUACAAAUCAUUCGUGCAUGGCUCGAUAAACAGCCACAUUUACCAAAAAUAGAAGAUAUUUAUCUGAUAUUAUUCCUUAAUAGUAAUUAUUAUCAGUUGGAACGAACUAAAACUACGAUCGAUAACUUUUAUACUAUCAGGACUCACGUGCCCGAAUUUUUUAGCAAUAGAGAUCCAUUCUUGAAAGAUAUUCGUACACAAUUCAGUGUCACAUCUCACAUCCCAUUAAAAAAAAUGACCAAUGAAGGAUAUCAAAUAAUAUUUGGAAAUAUGAUAGAUCCUGAACCAUCUCAUUAUAUCUUCUAUGAAAAUAUAAAAUAUUUUUUCAUGGUAGUAGAAUUGGCUAAUAUAAAGACAGGACCAACUAACGGACUAGUUUAUGUUGGCGAUGUACAGAACUUAUCGCUUGGUCACAUAGGACGUAUAAAUCUUAUGGGAAUAAAAAAAUUUCUAUACUUCAUACAAGAGGCAGCACCCAUUCGUUUGAAGCAAAUACAUAUAAUAAAUUCUACACCGGCAAUGGAAGUUUUGUUAAAUAUGUGUAAGCCUUUCAUGAAAAAAGAGUUAUACGAGAUGAUACACUUUUCAACUUUAGAAAGUUUAGAAAAAUUUUUACCCGUUGAUGCACUUCCCAACGAGAUAGGUGGCAAAGGUGGUAACUUGAAAGAUCUCAUUAACGAACAAACAAAAUUGCUUGAUGAAAAUCGCGAGUGGUUUUUGAAAGAAGAAAUAACGAAGCGAAAUAUGACGCUACAAGGUGGAAUCUCAUUUGAGGAGGAAUUAAAGAAAAAUCCGGAAUUGAAGGAAGACGAUGUACGAGCGUUGAAAGAGUGGUGUCAAAAACAACCCCAUUUACCAAAAAUAUCUGACAGCGAAAUAGCUCUUUUUCUACACAGUAAUUACUAUCGUAUGGAACCGACCAAAAAUACCAUCGACACUUAUUACACAAUACGAACUCACGUGCCAGAGUUCUUUUCUAAUAGAGAUCCUAUCAGUUCUAAAGACCUUCGUAAAGCAUUUCAAACAGUAUCGAAUCUGGUCUUGGAUAAGACUACCAAUGAUGGUUAUAAAAUCAUUUAUGGUAGAUUGAUAGAUAUCGAACCGUCGCAUUAUGUUUAUAACGAUGGUAUGAAGUACCUUAACAUGGUAAUUGAUCUCUGGCUUCACGAAGAGGGUACAUCCAAAGGUCAUGUGAUCCUAUUUGAUACAAAGAAUGUUGCGUUCGGUCAUGUGGGUCGUUUAAAUCCUAUGGGAUUAAAAAAAUUCCUUUACUAUUUGCAAGAAGCUUUACCCGUACGUCUUAAAGGUUUUCAUUUUAUGAACACCUCGCCGGUUAUGGAUGUUAUUCUUAACAUGAUGAAGCCUUUCAUGAAAAAAGAAUUGAUGGACAUGUUUCACAUGCAUUCGACCAUGGAAACUUUAGCUAAGUUUAUACCCUUGGAAAUACUUCCAAACGAAUCGGGUGGCCAAGCAGGCCCUUUGAAAGACUUGAAUGAUGCUCAAGUUAAAAAAUUAGAUGACAAUCGUGCUUGGUUUCAAGAGGAGGAAAGAAUUUGUCGCGUUAACGAAUCUCUACGUCCUGGCAAAGGAAAAACAGCAACUGAUUUAUUUGGUGUCGAGGGAAGCUUCAAAAAGCUCGAAAUCGAUUGAACAAUAAUUUUCAUUAACCAUUCAUACGUUUUAACAAAUGUAAUUUGAGAAAGAGAAAGAAAAAUAAAUAAAUUUUGUUAUUAGAAA
Vespa velutina is the source of this 2819-nucleotide messenger RNA. RefSeq lists its product as uncharacterized. The record is from RefSeq and is a predicted model, not a curated record. The transcript is spliced from 10 exons. NCBI's taxonomy places the organism in Eukaryota, Metazoa, Arthropoda, Insecta, Hymenoptera, Vespidae. Gene Ontology annotation, cellular component: membrane. Gene Ontology annotation, molecular function: phosphatidylinositol bisphosphate binding. Bases 147 to 2732 code for a protein of 861 amino acids.